CCCCCCGGUGGAGGAGGAGGAGGGGAAAAGGAGAGUAGCGAGGCCCGGGGUUGCCAGGGCAGCCGUCACUCUCAGCGAUUUCCAUGGCAACGGGGUGGCGAGGGGCGGGGGUGCUGGUCCUGGCAGGGAGGGCGGCGGCAGCGGCAGCGGCGUCCCCAUUCGGCAACACCUGGGCGCUGAAGUGGCGGACUUUCGCGACCGGAGCAGCAGCCAUGGCGGCCCUCAAGGUUGGAGACAAAUUGCCCAGCGUGGAGGUCUAUGAGGGAGACCCUGGCACCAAAGUGAAUCUUGCCAGCCUUUUCAAGGGAAAGAAGGGCGUCCUCUUCGGGGUCCCUGGUGCAUUCACUCCCGGAUGUUCAAAAACUCACCUACCAGGUUAUGUGGAGAAAGCAGGGCAGCUCAAAGGCAAAGGGGUGGAAAUCAUUGCUUGCCUUUCUGUCAAUGAUGUUUUUGUCAUGAAGGAGUGGGGGAAUGCUCACCAUGCCGAGGGAAAGGUGCGGAUGCUGGCUGAUCCAACAGGAGCAUUUGGGAAGGCCACAAACCUCUUGUUGGAUAAGGAGCCACUUCGAGAUCUCUUUGGGACCAACCGAUCCAAACGGUUCUCCAUGGUGGUGGAUGAUGGGAUCGUCAAGUCCCUGAAUGUGGAAGAGGAUGGGACAGGCCUCACCUGCAGUUUGGCCACCAAUAUUGUCUCCCAACUCUGAGGCCCGGGCACCUGGCCCUUCAAGGCUCUGGUCCCCCGUCUCCUGACUCCCGCAGGCCGAUCACCUUUGUGGCAUGCAGGAUUUGGCCCGGGAUCGGGAUGAGAUGGGCUUUGCAUAGUUGUUUUAAUCCCAUGCUCUAUCGGUUCGGUUAUCAUGGAUAUCAAACAGUCUAAAAUAAAGCUGUCCUGGUUGA
Anolis carolinensis (green anole) is the source of this 897-nucleotide messenger RNA. RefSeq names its product peroxiredoxin 5 (gene prdx5). Gene Ontology annotation, cellular component: mitochondrion; peroxisome; cytoplasm. Gene Ontology annotation, molecular function: thioredoxin peroxidase activity. Lineage: Eukaryota; Metazoa; Chordata; Lepidosauria; Squamata; Anolidae. The record is from RefSeq and is a predicted model, not a curated record. Bases 84 to 704 code for a protein of 206 amino acids. Gene Ontology annotation, biological process: hydrogen peroxide catabolic process; cellular response to oxidative stress; cell redox homeostasis. The transcript is spliced from 6 exons.